Andrographis paniculata is the source of this 1557-nucleotide messenger RNA. RefSeq lists its product as uncharacterized. The transcript is spliced from 4 exons. The record is from RefSeq and is a predicted model, not a curated record. Gene Ontology annotation, molecular function: cadherin binding. Lineage: Eukaryota; Viridiplantae; Streptophyta; Magnoliopsida; Lamiales; Acanthaceae. The coding region runs from base 670 to 1404 and encodes 244 amino acids. Gene Ontology annotation, cellular component: mitochondrion; nucleoplasm.
CGUAAAUCGAGAUGGGUAGGGACAGGGACAGGGAUCUAUCGCGGUCUCCUUCGUACCGUCGGAGGUACAGUCCGUCACCAUCUCCGGGAAGGUAUUCACGCCGGAGCUGGAGAGAUAGAAGUCGGUCUCCUUAUUCUUACAGGAGAUGACCUAGCAGAUGCUCAUGGAUUGUAUAAUUUUGGUGUCGUGUGCCAAGUUGCUGCCUGUGAGAGUUUUCGCUAUCCGUCAGCACCUUGAUAUUCUACAUGCUUAUGGCAGUUGAAUUGAUGAUCUCUAUUACUUUCGACGGGUUAAAAAAAAUGCUGCUAAAUUGUAUAGUAUCAGUGUUGAUGCAUCUUAUGAUGGUGGGACCUCUAUACAAAAUGUUAGAACUUUGAGAUAUUUCUUAAAAUUGGUGUGAUUGUGAAUGAAAUAAUCAAGGUGGUUGGUGUUUGAGAAAUUUAGAAAAGAAACAAUGGCUUCCCCUUGACUGGGAAGUCAGCAGGUGAUGGGUGCCGAUGGGUGUCAUUUCACUGCUCGAUUGUGAUAUUUCCGGUUUCUUAUCAUAAAAGAUGGAGCACCCAGUUUAAUCUUUGCUAUGUUUGAGGUAACUGUACGUGCUUUCCGCAUAGACGGUGGGUUUGGAGAAUGCAACAUUGUGGGCAGUGUGGAGGAUAGCAUUUUCUUGUGAUGUUCAUAUUCUUCAUUGUAUUCUACAGAAAACGCAGUCGCUCAUUGUCCUCUCGACAUCAUAGAAGUCGCUCCAUCACUCCAAGACGACGUAAAAGUCCCUCGCCGAUGCCAAAGCGAAAUAAAAGACAAAGAAAAAAGAGUGUAUCACCAUCUCCCAUAGCUGCCUCUCCUAGUGUUAGCGCUAGUGUAAGAGAGACAAAAGAUGCAAGUGAAAAAUUGAAAAAAGAGGCAGAGGAAAAGAAAAGGCGUCAACAGGAAGCUGAGCUAAAAUUAAUAGAAGAAGAAACCGCGCGGAGAGUAGCAGAAGCAAUUCAAAAGAAAGUAGAAGAGAGUUUGAACUCUAGCGACAUCAAGCUUGAAGUAAGGAGACGUCUUGACGAAGGCCGGAAGAAACUUGCUACCGAAGUUGCUGCCCAGCUUGAAAAAGAAAAGGAAUCUGCCAAGUUAGAGGCUCAGCGGAAGGAGGAACAAUUACAAAAAGAGAAAGAAGCGAUAGAGAGAAUGAUGGAAGAGAAUCGGAGGAAGGAGGAAGAAGCUCAUCGAAGAGAAGCAUUGGAGCGACAAAGAGUGGAGGAGCAAAGGUACAGAGAAUUGGAGGAGCUUCAAAAACAGAAAGAAGAAGCAACACGGAGACAGAAAAUGCAGGAGGAGGAAGAACGGGCGAAGCAAAUGAAGGUAUUGGGCAAGAACAAGUCGCGCCCCAAGCUGUCCUUCGCCCUCACUAUGAAAUAGUAAUCAUCGAAUUGGUACGCUAUUAUUCGUGCUUUGUUUGUUUGUAUUAAAUGUGUUAGUCGGUCAAAAUCGAAUUUCCAUCCACUCCAGACUACUACUAUUACUAUUUUUACGAUUGAUGCUGAAUUGCUGAUAGUGUUUGAAUUCAUUCAA